Molecule: messenger RNA, 1029 nt
Organism: Myotis myotis
Lineage: Eukaryota; Metazoa; Chordata; Mammalia; Chiroptera; Vespertilionidae
Product: protein phosphatase 1 regulatory subunit 15A-like
Exons: 2
Coding region: 1-1029 (342 amino acids)
Biological process (GO): response to endoplasmic reticulum stress
Cellular component (GO): endoplasmic reticulum; protein phosphatase type 1 complex
Molecular function (GO): protein phosphatase regulator activity
Source: RefSeq, a predicted model, not a curated record
AUGUCACUGAUAAAACAACAAAAAAAAAUCUAUAAUUCAACCCUGGUCUCUAAACUCCUGACUACCUGGGAGUGUAAUUCAGGGGAGGAAUCUGAGGAAAAGGAUGGAAAGGCUGAGAAAGAAGCCGACCCAGAGCCACACUCCUCAGUUCUAAGCCACAGGCCCCUGCUCAGGACCUGGCAGCAUCAACCCAAUAAGAUCACAGAGGAAGAGGAGGAGGACAACGCUUCAGGGGAAGCUGAGGGUCUGUCAGCCAUCCCCACCACAAGUGCUUUCAUGAAGGCCUGGGUGUGUUGGCCAGGAGAGGACACAGAGGAGGAAGAUGAGGACAGUGAUUCAGGAGUAUCUGAGGAGGAGGGAGAAGCUGAGGGUCCCUCUCCCAUUCCCCCCACAAAUACCUUCUUGAGGGCCUGGGUGUACCAACCAGGAGAGGACACAGAGGAGGAAGAGGAAGAUAGUGAUUCAGGAGCAGCUGAGGAGGAGGGAGAAGCUGAGGGUCCCUCUUCCAUUCCCCCCACAAGUACCUUCUUGAGGGCCUGGGUGUACCGGCCAGAAGAAGAUACAGAGGAGGAAGAUGAGAAUGAGGAUGAGAAAGAUGAUUCAGAGACAGCUGGCUCAGACCCAAGUUCUUCCCUUCAGGCCCAGAGUGCCCUCCUCAGGGACUGGACAUACCCACCUGGAGAGGAGACAGAGGGAGUGGAAGCUGCUGAGGAAUGGGGAGAAGCUGAGCCCUUCCGAGUGGCCAUCUAUCUACCAGGAGAGAAGCCACCACCUCCCUGGCCUCUUCCUCGGCUGCCCCUCCGACUGCAAAGGCAGCUCAAGUCUGCAGGAACCCCCACCCGGCAUCCGGACCCCGAGACUCCCCAAAAGGCCAGAAAGGCGCACUUCUCUGAGAAGGUCUCCAUCCGUUUCCUGAUUGUCUGGGCUGGACCAGCCCAGGCUGCCCGAAGGGGCCCCUGGGAGCAGUUUGCCCGGGAUCGAAGCCCCUUUGCCCGCCGAAUUGCCCAGGCUGAGAAGUUUUCACCCUGA